CAGAACUAAACCCAGUGUUUAGCCAAAAUGUACAUCCAUCGUCCAGUUAGAAUCGGCAAGUCGGAACAAGCAGGAAACGGGCACCCGAAAUCCCAUCACCAAAUUCCUAUCCGGCCCGAUCUCGGGACUUCCGAACUUCAGUCAACUUCUUCCUACCCACGCUUCGAUGCAGGAAAUAAUCUCAAGGCUGUCAUAAGAUCAUAUACUAGAAACCCCUUGGUACAGACCAAAUUAUUCACUCGGCCUAGACAUAGACCCGACAAUCUAUCCGACUCUAGCGGAUAUCAUUGUAUCUGGAAGAUUCAUUUCAAACACUCUAAAACAAGCGCCGGAGUGAAUAUGAGUGUCGGCACCGGUAUCAACACUGACCAAGCACCGUCACCGACUGCGGCGCUAGCUACGGGGUUGCAAGGUGACAAUGCCGCCACUAGCACCGAGGCAAAACCAACUUCGAUGCCCGAGAAGGAAGAUGCACAACCAAAUGCAGAGGGAGGGUCAAAAUCAGAACGUGGGGACUCGGCAGCAACACGUUCUACGUCCUCACUGCUAGCAUCUCUGUGGUCCCCUUUCAGUUCGCUUCUACAAGGUUCAAAGCCAGUCCCGGUUUCGACUGCCAGUCCCGAAAUAUCAAAUGGAUCAAACUUAAUUGAGACUCAAACUACAAUCACAAACAACGAUAACGACACCAAAAACUCAGCAUCAUCAUCGUCAUCAUCGUCAACGUCAGCAUCAACCCAAGUUUCAUCAACCAACACCAACACCAAACCCGACUCCAAAACCCCAACCCCGCCAAAAGAACUAGAAUCACAAUCUCCGGAAGCAUACUACACCCCUAACGAGGUCCCCCUCUUCAAGGCCCUCCAGAAGAAGCGACUUAGCGGAACCCGCACAAAACAACUCCUCCGCGCCGCAUCCCGCGCAUACAACGAUCCCCCUCCUCCACCGGAGCUUGGGACCUGUUGCGGGAGUUCUUGUGACCCCUGCGUGAAUGAUCUGUGGAAGGAAGAGAGGGAUGUUUGGAGGGAGAGGUGGGGAGAUCGAAGGAUGGAGGGAGAUGGUGAUGGUGAUGGUGGUAGUGGAGGGAGGAAGGAGUUGGAGUGGUGAGGUUGAUGUUGAUUGAUACCCUUGAUGUAUUUAGAUUUAUAUAUGUAGUUUUCUAUUAGGAAAACGGUUCUGAGAUAUGAAAUGAUGUAGAAGUGCUUUUGUGGUGAUUCAUUUGAACUGUCACAGCUACAUGUACAUCAAUUCAAGAAAGGAGCAACGAAAAUGCGGCA
Penicillium brasilianum is the source of this 1274-nucleotide messenger RNA. The record is from the annotation of a GenBank genome assembly. Lineage: Eukaryota; Fungi; Ascomycota; Eurotiomycetes; Eurotiales; Aspergillaceae.